AUGAAGUCAUCAAGUGGUAUUAACAUUGGCAAUGGUAACAAUUGUACAGAAAAUCGAAAACCGACAACAACUUCUUUUUCGUCGUCAUCGGCAUCUGCUUACAUAAACAAGUGUGUUACGAAGACAAACACUGUAUUAAUAAAAUCAUCAAAUAUCGAAAAAGAUGAUAUUAAACGUGAUGAACAACAAUUAAAUGAUUUUAUUCAGCCAGCUAAUUCAUUUUUUAUAACUAGUGUAUCAAGUUUUCAAUCUGAAGGUUUACCAACAAAUUUUAAAUUUGAAUUAACACCUGAAACAAUUAAUCAUUUUAAACAAUAUCAAACAAAUAUUCAACGUCGUUCACAUUUACAAUGGACUAAACGCCAUGCAUCAUCAAAUUCAAAAAAUCAAAAUCAAAAUACAACUUCUUCAAUUAUAUUUUUACGUUCAACAAUUGAUUUAAACACAACACCAAUGUCAACUAAUUUAACAAAUGAAAAUCAACAUAUUCCUGAUAUUUCAAUUACUGAAAUGACAAAUAAAGAUUUCGAUAAUCACUAUCAACAGAGUAGUAAUCAAAAUAGUUUUGAUCAAACAUUAAAAAGUUCAAGUAUGACUAUUGCCACUAAUGGCAAUAAUAAUAAUAAUAAUAAUAAUGUUGAUAAUGAAAAAGAAAAAGCAUUUAUUGAUCAAGCAAGUCAAGCGAUAUUAAUCGAUGCAAAAGUAAAGAAAACAAUUAAAUCAGCAAGUUAUCAUACAAAAAUUAAAUCAGCAACUAAAAUACCAAAACAACCAAGUGCUACUCAAAUAAUACAACAACCAAUAUUAUCAUCAUCACUACCAAAUCGAACUUUAUCACAGAAUGAUAUAAAUACGACAACAGUACAAAAAUUAACAUCAUCAACUACAAAAAUUGAAGAUAAUAAUGGAGGAAAAACUUUAAUAACAGUAGAUAUAAGUAAAGCACGAUCAAAUCUUGAAGUUGUACGACUAUGUAUUCGAGAACUUGGAUGGAAAGAAUGUUUCACUAAUACAAAUGUUGAUUCUGAUAUCUAUUGGCAUUCAUCAUCAUUUCAUGAAGGUAAUGUAAAUUUUGCAUUCAAUUCAGGACGAGUAAAUAAAUUUCCUGGUAUGAAUGAUUUAUUACGAAAAGUUCAUUUAACUCGUUUAUUAAAUAAUAUGAGAUUAUUAUUUCCAAAUGAUUUUGAUUUUUAUCCUAAAACAUGGUUUCUUCCAGAACAAACUCAACAAUUUAAAGAUGAUGUACGUUAUAUACAUCAACAAGAUAAAAAACAUAAUCGUUCAUUAACAACAUUUAUUGUUAAACCAUCAGAUGGUUCACAAGGUGAAGGCAUUUAUUUACUUAGAGAUCCAUCUCAUUGUAUUGUUACUAAUCGUCAACAUGUUGCACAAGAAUAUAUUGAUCGACCAUUAUUAAUUAAUGGACUUAAAUUUGAUUUACGAAUUUAUGUUGUUAUUCUUAAUUUAUAUCCAUUAGAAAUUUUUCUUUAUGAUGAAGGACUUGCUCGUUUUGCAACAAUAGGUUAUAAAGCUCCAUCAACAGAAAAUCUUCAUCAAACAUAUAUGCAUUUAACUAAUUAUUCGUUAAAUAAACAUAGUGCUAGUUAUAAACAUGCAACUAAUAAACAACAAACUGAUGGUAGUAAACGUAAAUUAAGUACAGUUUGGAUACAAUUAAUAAAUAUAUAUGGGAAUGAAAAAAUUGAACGAACAAAAACAUUAAUUACAGAAAUGAUUAAUAAAACUAUUUUGGCUAUUUUACCUGAACUUCGAGUUGAAUAUGAAUUUGAAUUACCAUUAGGAAAAAAACAGAAUAUAUCAUGUUUUCAGGUAGAAUCAUAUCGAUUUUCAGCUAACUUUAUUUUAUAA
Molecule: messenger RNA, 1869 nt
Organism: Rotaria sp. Silwood2
Lineage: Eukaryota; Metazoa; Rotifera; Eurotatoria; Philodinida; Philodinidae
Source: the annotation of a GenBank genome assembly